AUGAUGACUUGCACGCGGGCUAUCGGAAUUUUCUUGGCAGUGGUCGCUGCCGCUGGCGGAGCUGCAGCGGCCGUGCCAGACAAGGCGACCUUGGUCGUGCAGUCACCGGGGUGGCACAUCCGGGGGGACUGGAGCAGCAAGAAGGGUGAAGAGAAUCCUUGGACCGGCUCCACGCUCGUCCUGCGCGAGGAUCCGAUCGUGCAGCGGAACUACGCCGUUGCGCAGGCCGCGCUGGGCGUCGACGAUGGGGUCUUCGUGGAAAUCGGGGGCGAGCGGGGCAUCAACGGCUCCACCAGCCUCAUGCUGGAGGGCGUCCACGGCUGGAAGGGCGUCCUCAUCGAGGCCGACCCUGACUGCUACCAGGAGCUGCGGCAGCAGCGCCCCUGGGCCGUAGUCGUCAACGCGGCGGCGUGUGCGGAGGCGCGCACCGUGCGCUGGGCGCCCGAGUCGCUGAGCACGCUGGACGGCCCGGAGUCGCUCGGGACGCGCGCCCUGUCGUCCGCGGGCAUCUGGGAGUUUAUGCCAGUGCUGCACAAGCGCGCCUUCUUCCCGAAAUAUCUCGUGGCGACGGAAGGCGGCGGAAUCGUGGACAACGCCGCGCUCGUCGACGCCGCGUUCACCAAGAUCACGUGCCUGUCGCUCUCGGACAUCCUGACGUACGUGCACGCACCGCGCGUGGACUACCUGAUCGUGGACGUGGAGGGCGCGGAGCUGGAGGUGCUGCGCUCGGUCGACUUCCAGCGCACGCCCGUCAAGCUGGUCUCCGUCGAGGUCAUGAGCCUCAACACUGUGUCGAAGGAGCGCCUCGAUGCCAUCGUCGAUGUGAUGGCCGCCAACGGCUUCGUUGCGUUCGUCCCGGAGGAGGUUCUGCUGGCGUUGCAGGCAACGGAGGACCGCGCGGUCAACAUCAAGCACAGCGACGCGUACUUCUUGCACCAGUCGCUGCGUCCGUGCGAGUCGGACGUGCUGGACAGGGUGGUGGCCGCCGCAGGGGGGCGGGUGGUGACUACGUGCCCGCAGUACAAACAACAGUAA
Pedinophyceae sp. YPF-701 is the source of this 1035-nucleotide messenger RNA. Lineage: Eukaryota; Viridiplantae; Chlorophyta; Pedinophyceae. The record is from the annotation of a GenBank genome assembly.